AUGCCGCAAACGUACAAGGACAAGCCAGCCUACAAGAGCUACCGCGCUGGAAAUGAAGCGGGCGAGCGCGACGACGCAAAGAUGCCCGAUCUCAAGAAGGAUGGUAACGACAAGGUUAUCAUCGUCCCCGGAGAGGUUUUUUGUCGCUGGCGCGAUGAGGAAAACGGCCUCUGCUAUCGGAGCGCUGCCUUCUACAGUCCGUCGUCCCUUCGCAAUCAUUACAAAAAGGGUCAUGGUCUGCAAGUGAGCGACCGCGGCGCGGGCAGCAAGAGCGUUGCCUUGCAGCACCAACUCAAUCGAUGGUACUCUCAAGUUGACGCCGGAGCGAAACCAACUUGGGUUCCAGAUGAACUUCAAACCCAGCCGCCUCCUGCUAAUUCCAGCAACAAUACAAGCAACAAUACAGAUGAGAAUGUUGGUGAGAAUGACUUUGGCGGCAGUAGUGAGAAUGAUUCUCAAUCCGAUUCAGACGAUGAUAUUGAGAUCAUUGAAAAGGGUAAAGAAGGUGUAGAAGAGGAUGGGGAGAGAGAUGAAGAGGAAGAUGGAGAUGAUUUUGAGGAGGAUGGAGAGGAAGAUGAAGAUGAUAUGGAAGAGGAUGGAGAGGAGACUGGAGAUGAUAUGGAGGAGGAUGGAGAGGAGACUGGAGAUGAUAUGGAGGAGGAUGGAGAGGAGACUGGAGAUGAUAUGGAGGAGGAUGAAGAGGUUGUGGAGAAGAAUUAG
Trichoderma reesei QM6a is the source of this 720-nucleotide messenger RNA. RefSeq lists its product as uncharacterized. Bases 1 to 720 code for a protein of 239 amino acids. The record is from RefSeq and is a predicted model, not a curated record. The transcript has 5 exons. Lineage: Eukaryota; Fungi; Ascomycota; Sordariomycetes; Hypocreales; Hypocreaceae.